Messenger RNA from Rosa rugosa (rugosa rose), 1425 nucleotides. RefSeq lists its product as uncharacterized. The transcript has 5 exons. Bases 1 to 1425 code for a protein of 474 amino acids. NCBI's taxonomy places the organism in Eukaryota, Viridiplantae, Streptophyta, Magnoliopsida, Rosales, Rosaceae. The record is from RefSeq and is a predicted model, not a curated record.
AUGGAGCGAUUACAACGCUUACUGUCCCAAGAGGAGUUAUUAUGGAAACAGCGGUCUAGGGUGACUUGGUUGAAGGAUGGAGAUAGAAAUACGGGCUUCUUCCAUAGGAAGGCAUCAAAUGGGAGGAGAAAGAAUACUCUGAAUGGUUUGUAUGAUGACACAGGACUCUGGUGUGAUGAUGAUUCAGGAAUGGAAAAAGUAGUAUCAUCUUAUUUUUCUAAGAUGUUUGCGGCCUCAGAGCUGGAUUAUGAAGCCAUGGAACUUACUUUAGAUGCUAUACAACCCUCGGUGACUCCCGAUAUGAUUGAGAUUUUGGGGGCACAGUAUACUAAAGAGGAGGUAAAAGAUGCUCUUUCUCAAAUGUACCCUACCAAGUCGCCUGGACCGGAUGGGAUGCCUCCCAUUUUUUUCCAACAUUAUUGGGAGACGAUUGGUUCUGAUGUUACAGCUGCAGUUCUUAGCUUCUUACAUUCAGGUCAGUUGCUUCGACAUAUUAACUUUACACAUAUCAAUAUACUAGUGGCUAACGAGGUUGCACACUUUUUGCAUAAUAAACGUGAUGGAGGUGAGGGGUGUAUGGCUCUGAAACUUGAUCUUAGCAAGGCCUAUGACCGGAUGGAUUGGUCUUUUCUUCGCAAGGGUAAACCAAGAGGUUUGGUGAUUCCGAGUAGGGGAUUGAGGCAAGGUGAUCCAUCAUCUCCCUAUUUGUUUUUGAUUGGAGCAGGAGAUGAUAGUAUGAUAUAUGCACAGGCUUCUUUAGAUGCGUGUUAUGAGUUACAGGAUGUGAUUGAGACUUAUGGUAGAGCAUCUGGUCAGUUGGUCAACUUUGACAAAAGCUCUGUGAUUUUUAGUAAGAAUGUAUCGAGUGAACUGCAAGGGGAAAUCUCGAGUUUAUUGGGAGUGGAGAUUGUAGCCUCUCAUGAAAGGUAUCUGGGGCUUCCAACUUAUGUAGGCAAGAAGAAGACUGCUACAUUUCAGUAUAUUAAGGAGAACUUGGCUAAAAAAAAAUUCUCAUUGGCAAGUAUUAUAUCUACUAGAGAAAAUUUGAAGGUUAACUCCUACUGGCAGAUUGGAGAUGGCUCCAGAGUGAAUGUGUUUUCGGAUUGUUGGGUACCGGAACUCCCUCUUGGAAAGCCUAUUGAAAGGCCUAAUUCAGUGGGGGAAGUACAAUUGGUCAAGGAAUUGAUCACAAAAACUGGUUAUUGGGAUAUUCCUCUUCUUCAGGCCUUAUUUACUCAAGAGGAGGUGGAGUCUAUCUCAAGGAUUCCUUUAAGUCAACAAGUUAUGGAGGAUAGGUUGGUUUGGAAGUUGGCCAAGGAUGGCCAGUUUUCAGUCAAAACUACUUAUAGUAGUUCGGUGCAAACUUCACCUAAUAUUGUCCCAUUUGAUCUUCCUGUGAAUGGUAGUUUUUGGCAAAAGCUUUAG